GGGGUUAUGAUUGGCUGCGCCGGGAAGGGGCGGUGCUGUGUGAGGCUCUGUUGCUGGGCAGGGUAAAAUGGCUGCGUUAGACAGGGUGAAGGUGCUGGUGCUGGGGGACUCAGGUGUUGGGAAGUCUUCACUUGUUCAUCUGUUGUGCCAGAACCAGGUGUUGGGAAACCCAUCUUGGACAGUGGGCUGCUCAGUGGAUGUCCGAAUUCAUGACUACAAAGAGGGGACCCCAGAAGAGAAGACUUACUACAUCGAGUUGUGGGACGUUGGCGGUUCAGUGGGCAGUGCUAGUAGCGUGAAAAGCACACGGGCAGUUUUUUACAACUCUGUGAAUGGCAUAAUAUUAGUGCAUGAUUUAACCAACAAGAAGUCCUCCCAGAACUUGUAUCGAUGGUCAUUGGAAGCACUUAACCGAGAUGUGGCUCCAACUGGAGUGCUGGUGACGAAUGGGGACUAUGACCGUGAACAGUUUGCUGAUAACCAGAUUCCACUGCUGGUAAUAGGAACCAAAUUGGACCAGAUCCCAGAGACUAAGCGUAAUGAAGUUUUGACGAGAACAGCUUUCCUGGCUGAGGAUUUCAAUGCAGAAGAGAUUAAUCUGGACUGCACCAAUCCCCGCUAUCUGGCUGCAGGCUCAUCCAAUGCUGUCAAGCUCAGCAGGUUUUUUGAUAAGGUCAUCGAGAAGAGAUACUUGUCACGAGACGGUAAUCAGAUUCCUGGCUUUCCUGAUAGAAAAAGAUUUGGAGGUGGUACACUGAAAAGCCUUCAUUAUGACUGAACACUGCUCACUGUCCAGAGACUGAAUGGAAAACGAGUUCUCUCCAUUUGCAGCAACAUUCCUAUCCCUGUUGGACUCUUAAAGGCAACGAUCCUCAUGCCAGGCAAAAUACAUUUUAUUAAUUGCUUUGGCCAACAGGACUAUGGAAGCUACCAGUGCUCAUGAAGGCACAAGGAAGAAUCCCCCAAAUCUGUUUUGGGGUCCAAACUCUCUCCUAGGCUUAGGAACCUUGUGGAAAUACUGGAUCUUUUUGAAUUGGUGCAGUAAAUUCAGUGUUUCCCACGCUGCUGUGGGAAACAUUCUCAUUCAUAGCAUGCACGUGUAACUUUUUUCCCCCAUCUUGGAACAUUUAUAAACACUCUUCAGUGAAUUAUACUAAUUUUACCACCAGCAGAAAGGGAACACUGAACAGGCAUCUCAUUUACACUAAAAUAAAGCAAAAUAUAAGACUGUAUAAGAAAUAGGAUGGAAAACAAUAGAAAGCCAUCAUAUAAAUCAGUGGUACGGCCUCAACUGGAACUCUCAGUUCUGCAUCACCCCAUCUCAAAAGGGGUAUAAUAGAAAUAGAGGUUGUUCAGAGACAGGUGCUGAAAAUGAUUAGAAGCCUGAAAAAAAAUUCCCCAUGAAGAGAGAUUGGUGUUUAUAUUGCUGUUUAGUUUGGUAUUUGUAGUUUAGAGAGUACAGAGAAAGUAGAUCAGGUACUCCUAUUUAUUUUUUUCUCAUAAUACCAGAACAAGGAGACAUUUAAUUACAUUAAAAGGCAAGAAACUUAAAAUUCAUGAAGGGAAGUCUAUUUUUACAUGUGCAUGUGGAACUCAAUCUGACAAUCUAUGUUUGUGACCAUAAGCUUAGUGGAUAAAACCAAAAUAUAAAUCAUAAAAACAUCCACAGUUAGAAUAGAGUGGGUAGAAAAUUAUGCUUAAGGGUUGGACCUAACCAUGAAGUUUUGGGGGUUAGAAGGAAAAUUCUCUUAUGGGAAAGUAAUUCCUCUGAAGCAUCUAUUAGCCAUUGCUGGAGAUAAGAAACUAGACAAAAUGAAUCACUGGUCUGACCUAUUACAGCAGGUUCUGUACUCUUAAAUAUAAUGUGGCGGGGGGGGGGGGCGGGUUGUAUUGGGAGAAAAGAAAAAGUGUUUGAGGUAAUUAAAUGGGCAUCCCAAUGCUCUAGUAUUAACUGCUUUCCUUUCCUCUCUCUCAAAGUAACCUUUAAUGGUUUAGCCUGGGCUAGAGGCUGACUAAGAGCUAGUGUUAAAUAUAAAUACAAAUUAAUAAUAAAUGAUGAUAGAAGAAAGUAGAAUAUUGGUGUGAAAUUGACAGUAGGCUGAGUGCUGCAGACUCCACAUUACAUCUGCAUGCAGCUCUUCUCUGGCUGUUGAUUGGGAGUAACUGAGUGCUGCCUAUUGCUAACAAAGCAGGAAUGACAGAUCAGAUCACCAGACCUAACUUAUGAAGAGUAAAAAUAUGAACACUUUUUACUUUCCCUCUCUCUAGCACCUUCCACCAAAGAGACUCAAGAACAUUUUACAAACCUGAAUGAACUAAGCCACCAAGCAUCUAGGUGAGGUGCAGUGAGAAUCAAUAUCCAUAUUUUACAGCCAGGGAAACAGGUACCAAGACACUGAGACUAAAAUUUUUUAAAUCUUCCAGUUUUGGGUGCCCUGUUAGAGAGAGCUGCAGAAGUGCCAUUGGGGCACUUUUGAAAAUGAGAAUCUGAGUGAUUUUUCCCAAGGUCACACUACAGGGUCAGGAAUAAACUCCAGGAAUCCUAAUUUACAGAUUUGAGCUUUUAACCGUGAGACUAUUGUCUUCUAAAAAUGAAUCACUGAAGUCCCUGAAUUAGUUGUGGUAAGUUCAGUGAAACCAUAGGUUUGAUUAUGAAGAGAACACACAAUAGAGUCCAAAUUUAGCCUCUCAAUAUCACAUUUAAGAGUGACAAGAUGGGAGUCCCUAAGCAAAAGCUUUGUGCACUGCUGAUGUACCAGCCUUUUUCUCAGCAAGGAUGGCUCAGCAGUUUUACCUCUGUUCCCAGGGGUUGUGGCUCCUUUCCCGUUGAUAAACCAGUGGUCUGAUUGGGAACGGCAAACUUCAUGCAUCUAUUCCUUAUGUGUAAUCAAGUUGCAGGGGCAAUUUAGGGAAGGAGUAUGACUGAGUGGUUAGAUCACAAAACUGGAAGUCAGGAGUUUUAGUUUCUGUUCCCACCUCCCUUGCAAGCCUUGAGGAAAGUCACAUCACCUGUCUGUCUCUGUUUCCUCACCUUUUAAAUGGUGGUCGUUCUUCACAAGAUGAUCUGAGGAUUAGUUAGGCUGAAAUGCUCCCCACUUCUUCUGUGAGCAGAAAGGAGCACAAACCUGCAGAAGGGGACAAGCGAGUUAGGCGCCUGCUCUGUGCCUUACUUUCUCUGUCACCCUGUGGAAAUCCCUCUACAGCAACUGGGAUCCACAGUGUUUGAGGUGUUGUGGGCUGGCGGGAGCCACUUUCUGUUGCAUCUGAUAGCAGAUAAAUUACUGCUGCAAGUAGUAGAAACAAGUUCUGCCUGCAUCCAGGGCUCAGAUUGGGGGAAAAGAAGUUAUGGAAUGCUCCGAAGCUCUGCCCACCGCCACAGGCUGCCCGCUCAUCACAUCGAAACAAGACAUUCCCAGAUUACAGAUUAUCACACUGUGAUCAUCCCUCUCCUUUCUGUUGUGUUUUUAUAAAUAGUUAAGUAGGCUUAGUUAUUGUUAGGCUUUGAUGUCAGCAGCCACUUGAGAUUUACACCUCUCAGCCUGAAACAUCAGGUCUAUCUGCAGAUUAAGGGAGCCAUCACUAUGUUGGUUUACCCUUGGUGCAUAUUUGGAAGGUUUUCUUACUAGCUAGAGAGUUGGGUUGGUUGGUGGGUUUUUUAUAAUUAAGUCUUAGAUUCUGGAGUAAAAGAUGGCAGCUGCUAAAGGGAAAAGAGAUGGAUUCCUCAGUAGCUGUGAGCUAGCUCAGUGUGACCACUCCCUACACCCUCUGUGUAUGGUGCUUGCUUAAAGGUAGCACAGCUCACGGGACCCUCAUUGGCGAGUGGCCAGAGCAACAUCACAAAGGGGCCAACCCACAACAGGACUGGGGAUUUCCUUGUCUGAACUAGGUCUCAAACCUUUUCAGACUGUCCACUGCUUAGGAAGAGAUGUAAUGGUUCAGAAUGGAGGCUGUUAGAACUUGACUUUCUGUUUACAUGGAGCAUUUGAGGGCAGGAUUUCUCAUUUAAACUAGGUUCACAGUGAGAGGGGUUACCCUGCAAAAUGAAGAUAGCUAAAAUUAUUAGUCAGAAAGGGGUCUUUGGGUAGCUGAUGGCUUUCUUGUAGGAGGAUUGUUAAUUGAAAACAUACAGUGUAUCCUCCCCAGAAUCACAGCACUUACAAGUUAAUGUGUUAAUUAGUUUAAAAAUUAAUUGGAAAUGGGUCCUGUAAGAAAUCUAGCACCUACUGUUGGAUUUGGGUUAUUUGCCCCCUAUUAAUCUGUUCCAGAAUAACAAGACUCCUCAAACUUCCCCAGCAUGAUUAGGCAUUUUAGUAUUUGUGGACCCAGAUUAGCUUCCCAAACAAGAACUGUUCAACUGGAAUUAAGGUUGAGAGUUCAUACAGCAGUUUAGGGUAAAGCAUGUUACAUGGAUGUUACUAUCCCAAAAACAAGCCCUGGGCUGGGCACAGCUGCUGCAGGCUCACUCCAACUCAACCACCAUAAGCAUGAAGCGAGGUGGCUUGGUUCUAUUUAGGACAAGCCCAUGUAGAUGAGCCUAUAUUUGUACUUGACACAAGAGCAGCCUCAGCCUGAGAAGCCACUUCAUCAAAGUGGAUUCACACUGCAGAUGGGAAAGAACUUUGUGGAUCCAAUGCAUCAGCGGGAUCAGCAGUUAAGAUACUAUCUAGUCAGGGUGCAGUGGCCAGGGGCCUCCUUGCCCAAAGCUCCUAAGAACCUCUGUGAUGGGCUUUCUCGAGCAUCUCCACUGUCUGGAGCACCCCUCCUCCCGUAGGAGUGUUACCUCGUUCAAGACCCUCAGUACUGAGUUUAACCCAACCAGGAUGGGGGAGUUGGUUGCAGGUGGAGAGGAGAUGGGGGAAGAGAGGGGAAAUAGGGAAGAAGCAGGUUCAUAGGGAUUGUAAGUGGAGAAGAGGGGCACAGAAGAUGGGGGGAAUGGGAGGGGGAGGGCAAGAGGCUGGUGGGGAAGAUGAGUGGGAACAGAGGAACGGGGACAGUGGGACAGGAGUUGGAGGUGGAGAGAAACUGGUACAGAGGAAGGGGAAAUUAGAGGGGAAGAGAUGUGUCUGGGGGAAAGUGGUGGGGAAUAGGGAAGAUGUGGAUGCAAGUGGGGAUAGGAAACGGAGAAGCAAGGAAAGAGGUGGAUACAUGAGCAGGGCUGAGCGGGAGGGUAUUGGUGAUUUGGGGUUAGUGUGCGCCCCAGCUCUGCCUCCAGGUCCCUUCUCUGCAUCAGGUCUGGCUCAUCUACCCCAAACCAUGAGAACUGAACCCAGACUAUUUCUGUCUACUAUUGAAUACUGCAUUUAGCUGUAUGCUUGGAUCAUUAGCUUAUUUCAAGCAGUUGGAUGAAUUGUAAAGCUGCUUCCAGCCCUGUCAUUGACUCCCUGGGUGACUUAAACCAAAUCACUUCACUUCUCAGCCUCAGGUUUCCCAUAUUUAAAAUGAAUAAAAUGUAUCCAAGAGGGAUGUAGGAUGAACCACUUUAUCCUGUGCACUGCUUUGAGUGCAUGGGAGUUACAUUGGUGCUAUUUUUAUUAUUUUACUUUUUAUUAUUACACUUGAUAAAAACAAGGGGA
Messenger RNA from Gopherus flavomarginatus (Mexican gopher tortoise), 5573 nucleotides. It is a transcript of the gene RABL3, whose product is annotated as RAB, member of RAS oncogene family like 3. Gene Ontology annotation, biological process: intracellular protein transport. The transcript is spliced from 8 exons. Gene Ontology annotation, cellular component: endomembrane system. The record is from RefSeq and is a predicted model, not a curated record. Gene Ontology annotation, molecular function: GTPase activity. Bases 68 to 778 code for a protein of 236 amino acids. Lineage: Eukaryota; Metazoa; Chordata; Testudines; Testudinidae.